Molecule: messenger RNA, 5522 nt
Organism: Hypomesus transpacificus
Lineage: Eukaryota; Metazoa; Chordata; Actinopteri; Osmeriformes; Osmeridae
Gene: cnnm4b
Product: metal transporter CNNM4
Exons: 8
Coding region: 28-2673 (881 amino acids)
Biological process (GO): magnesium ion homeostasis; magnesium ion transport
Cellular component (GO): plasma membrane
Molecular function (GO): magnesium ion transmembrane transporter activity; sodium ion transmembrane transporter activity
Source: RefSeq, a predicted model, not a curated record
UCCCAGUUUGCAGAGAGUGAAACAAACAUGGCGACGGACUGGAAUGGGCAGGGGUACACGCUAACUUUAUUCGUUGUUUUGGGGAUUAUUGUGAGCGGACGAGCCGAGACAGGGGUCGGAGAGCUCGGUAGCAGCACCCGGAUCUUCGGCAUGCGGCUGGAGAGAAGCGACAAGCCGGCCACAACCACCGACGACGGAGUUAUCCAGGUAACUGAGGAGAGCAAUAUCCUCCUCAGGUUCUAUGGACAGCAGAUUGCUCCUGACACCUCGGCACAUAUCAAGUUCAUGGACCAAGACCACGGAGAACAUGACGACAGUGGCGCAGAAACAGGCAGAGCCACUUUUAAUAGGACUUGUGCCGACUACACUAAAGAUAUCAUCAUUAGAGGUGGUAUGAACGUGAGCAACCAGGGGACCUCAGGGGUGCUGAGCCUGAAAAUCAAGCCGCUCCGCAAGAGCGAGCCGAAGAAGGUGUACGGCUUGUGCGUCAAGGACAGCCAGGAUGGCAAGUGGUACCUUUUGGGGGAGGAUGAUGGGAGACUGCGGGUUGUGGAAGAGAAGAAGUCCCUUCUGCCAUUGUGGUUCCAGAUCAUUCUCAUCGCCUUCCUCCUGGUUCUAUCAGGAAUGUUCAGCGGGCUCAACCUGGGUCUGAUGGCCCUGGAUCCCAUGGAGCUCCGCAUAGUGCAGAACUGCGGCACCGAGAAGGAAAAGAAAUACGCCCGCAAGAUCGAACCCAUCCGGAGUAAAGGAAACUACCUGCUAUGCUCGCUACUUCUCGGUAAUGUCCUGGUCAACACCACGCUCACCAUCCUCCUGGACGAUCUCAUAGGAUCCGGUCUGGGUGCUGUGGUAGCCUCCACCGUCGGUAUCGUUAUUUUCGGGGAAAUCGUGCCCCAGGCGUUGUGUUCUCGACACGGGUUGGCCGUAGGAGCCAACACCAUAAUGGUAACCAAGUUCUUCAUGCUGGUAACUUUCCCCUUAUCUUGGCCCAUUAGCAAGCUGCUUGACUGCGUCUUGGGUCAGGAAAUUGGCACUGUUUACAACCGCGAAAAGCUCGUGGGGAUGCUGAAAGUAACGGAGCCCUAUAACGACCUUGUCAAAGAGGAGCUUAAUAUGAUUCAGGGGGCUCUCGAGCUUCGGACUAAAACUGUUGAGGACGUCAUGACAUCGCUGUCCAAUUGUUUUAUGAUACAUAGCGACGCGGUUUUAGACUUCAACACCAUGUCGGAGAUCAUGGAAAGCGGGUACACCAGGAUACCGGUGUUCGAGGACGAGCGGUCCAACAUUGUGGAUGUUCUGUAUGUGAAAGAUCUGGCGUUCGUGGACCCGGACGACUGCACAACACUGAAGACCAUCACAAAGUUCUACAACCACCCCGUCCACUUUGUGUUCCACGACACCAAGCUGGACUCGAUGCUGGAGGAGUUCAAAAAAGGUAAAUCUCACCUGGCGAUCGUCCAGAAGGUGAACAACGAGGGGGAGGGAGACCCAUUCUAUGAGGUGCUGGGACUGGUCACCUUAGAAGAUGUCAUCGAGGAGAUCAUCAAAUCAGAGAUCCUGGACGAAUCUGACCUCUACACUGACAACCGCAACAGGAAGAAGGUGGCGCCCAACAAGAAUAAGAGAGAUUUCUCCGCCUUCAAAAACGAGAGCGAAUCAAAAGCCAAGAUUUCUCCUCAGCUCUUAUUGGCUGCUCAUCGCUUCCUGGCCACAGAGGUGAACUUGUUCAACCCGUCUCAGAUCUCCGACAAGGUCCUGCUGAGGAUUCUGAGGCAUCCGGACGUGAUCCAGGACAUCAAGUUUAAUGACAGCGACAAGCGCUGUCCCCAGCACUACGUCUACCAGAGGGGCAAGGCUGUCGACUACUUCAUCCUCAUACUGCAGGUACACGCCAUACCCAUCCCUUCUGCCUUCUGCCUUUCUCUCUCUGCCUUUCUCUCUGUGUCUUUAUACCUCUCCGUCUUCCCUCCCUUCUUCUCUUCUUUCUUUCUUUCUUUCUUUCUUUCUUUCUUUCCUCCUCCAUUUAUUUCAAUCUGUCUCUCUGUCACUCACCUCACCAGUCUGUGUUCACCUCAAGUUUGGAAUGUUGUUUCAAUUUGUUUGUCAGUUUGUCUUAGUUCUGUGUUUCUGUGUCCCCCCCCCCCCUCUCUACUUCCUAACUCAGAAGAUCAGCUCCCUCCCUCAGUGUCGACGUCUCGCCCCCGUCACCUCUCUCUUAAGAGGUUCUCUCUCUUCUCUCGGUGGCCAGAGUUCCGCUCCCCGUCCCACCUGAGCGGUCUGAACCGGACCUCGUCUCUUGGAGGGGCGGACCGCCAGGAGUCCCUGUCGGUCAGCGGCAGCAGCAGCCAGCUGAACAGCAGCGCUCCCUCCCCACAGUACACCCCCGACUUCUACGUCCGAGCGCUCACCGACCUGCAGUUUGUCAGGAUAACCAGGGCCCAGUACCAGAACGGCUUGAUGGCGUCCCGUCUGGACAGCACCCCCCAGUCCCCCGAGAGUGGCCACACCCACCGCACGGAGGCCACGCCCCUGGUCGCCACCACGCCCCCGGAGGCCGCGCCCACGCCGGAGAACGGCACGGACGAGACCACCUCCCUCCUCAACGAGCAGAACCGCCCGCCCCCGCCCACUCGCACCGCCAACCACCACAGCCAAUCAGAAAGCAGCAUGUGACAUACGCCGACCGAUGCAGUAGGGAGAAAGGGACAUAGGAGUGACACACACACAAACAAGUAGACACAUCCUGCUCAAGCAGCAUGGUCCAAAGACACAGAACAGACCACCCACACUCCGUUUGUAUAUAUGUGCAAAGAUGAACGCAAAUACACACAUGGUGGCAUUGGCCACCCUUAGCAAAACAAACAAUUGAUCCUUACGUGACACAGAGACUCCUUCUACAUCCAUCAAGAGGUGUGUGUGUGUGUGUGUGUGUGUGUGUGUGUGUGUGUGUGUGUGUGUGUGUGUGUGUGUGUGUGUGUGUGUGCGCGUGAGCUAUACAAAGGCUUUCCCUGAGGGAGAAGGGGUGUGUGUGAUGGUGGUAGCUGUGGGACGGGAGGUAUUGCGUUUUACAUGAUUUAGAUGGUGUUUAUUUUUCUCAUUUUUAUAUACAAAGGGGCCUUGAUGCAUUUGUAAGAUGCCUGCACACACCUCCAAAGAUCAGUCGCUUGUUCAGCUCAUCACUCGGGACAAACCUGGUGUGUUCUAUGGGCUGUGUGUAUGCAUCCAUACGUGGGUGUGUGUGUGUGUGUGUGUCUACACCCUCUUUGCUUUCAGCCUCCUGCAUUGUCCGCUUCGUAAGGCCACCAACUCAGGGAGACACACACAUAAACAUCCCUUCUGCGCGUGUGUUGCCCGUUCCUGCCCCAUCUCCUCAUCCGACCGUGACCCCCCUCAGACGAGUACCAACAUGAGACAGAAUGAGUCAUAUUUUUUCAUAUGUUUUCAAGGGAUUCUGAACGAGGAGCGACAAAACCUAUUUAUUCAUUCGGCGUAUGCUGGCAAAACAACUCUCGCUCUCGAAUCCCUCCUGCACGUCACGUUCUUCAAGUCGGCGCGUUAGAGAGGGAACCGUCCCGACUUCCCCUCGGAUUCCUGUUCUGAAUCCCUAUUGGAUGCAGCCGGUCGUGGAGCGUUUCCCGUUUUUCCCCAGGAAGUGAUGAGGAUUCAAUCGAGAUGGACGAGCGGUCAAAGUUGUCAUUAAGACAAUCGACGUGAUAUGUCGGGUGCUUGGACUAUGACUGGGUUCCAGUAGUCUCAUAUAUAUCUGCUUUUCCUUCCCAUCUGUUCUCUUUCCUCUCAGAGGCCCCUACCUGCCCUCCUAGGAGAGAAGAAAAGAGGGGAGUGUUUGAGAGGGUUGGAACCAGGCCUUAGGGGGACUGGAUUAGCCCUGUAAAGGGGGGGUGGGGGGGGGGGGGUUGAUGGUGAGAUGUUUGGGGAGAAAGGUUGAGGGUCGAGUGGAAGUCGGGGAGGGGGUGACUGUAAUUGGGGUUCUGAUGGUACCCGAACACGGAAACUGAAACCAAAAGAUAGACCUCCACCAAAGACAAUCUACUUUCUUACAUGAUUGAUUGUAUUUAUUUAGCAUAUAACUGAAGUUGUGGUAUAUUCCCCUUUACAACAAAGGAAGUAGACCUUUUAUUGGAGCUGUUCAAAAGUUUGGGAACAGAAACGGUGGGAGCAGGCAGACUGACGGAUCUCCAAGAGGAUCACACAGGCAGUCCUUUUCAUAUCGCUAUGGUAACAGAGCAUCAUUCAACCCCCCCGAUUUGGGUUUUCUCUGUGCCUGACAGCUUUCACAUAUCUGCUGCAAGUGUCGACCUAGAUAUGGAAACGGAUCUGGACUUGUGCUUGUUGGAGAAGGAACAAGCACUCGCUACCAUGACUCGGUGGUUUUUAAUAGUGGGAUAAUAAGAGGCACAGUUAUGAGUCCAAAGAAUGGGAAAUAUGUUUGUGUGUAUGUAUGUGGGGGAGGGUAAAUUAAAUUCGCUGGAAACAAAUCUAUGGAAAAUGUUUACUGUGCAGGUUUGGUGUCAUGCAGGCAAAUUAAGGUAAUGGCUUGUGAAGGAUUUUAAAAUCAAAUUCAGAAUUGAUUAUAUGAUGCUGUUCAAUAUGUUAACUAGGACAUUACAGGUUGACAUUGUAAUAUGAUUUGGAAUAAGCCAAAAGAUAAUGUUUAUUGAGGUUUUCAGAUCUUGUAUUUCUUGUGUUAAUUCAAAAAACGGCAAAGGGUCUAGCAGUGAAUCGAGUGCUACUCAGUUAUCAGAAGUAUUCUAGAAAGAACAACAGGAAGUCUUAUGCUACCGAACCAAAUAUAGUCACAGAGGUAGUUUACACAGUAAUGAUCUUAGUACUUCUAGAAGUGACCCGGCCCAAGGCUUUAAGCUGCCUUAAUACACAUAGCUAUUAUAUUCCCUUACCUGGCCCUCUGGCACCAUCUUAUUGUGGUGAGACCAAUUAUUAUUAUUAUUAAUUGCUUAGGGUUUACCCAAGAAAAAAACAGAAAAGGUGUGUUCAUCUCUUUCAGUUCCGGUAAGAUCCCAUCCGGUUACUCAUCUUUACCUCACAGCGAAUCCUCCGUUGUCAAGCUUUUUUCACUUCCUCUUUCCAUGAGCAUGGCAGGCUUUGUGUUACAACUUUUGGCCUCAACCCAACACAGCCAAACCGUAGCACAGAAGCAAUCGGUACUCGUCUUGUAGAAUGCUGGGGUCCUCUAUCAUCUCCAUGGUGUGGAUUUCGCUUUGUUCGCUUUGCUCUGUAUUUUUUAUUUGUUUUACCUCAGAACACUGUCAGUAAUUGUGAUGAACAAUUAUUUCAAUUUUUUUUAUUGCUUUUAUUUACUUUGCUAUGUGAGAGUAGGAGUUUAUUCUGACUGGGUGAAAAGAAAUCAGUUAUUUGUUCUCUGGCAUGCAUUAACUUAAAAUAGAAAUAAUGUGUACAUACCGUUUUAUAAUUACUAUCUGAAUAUGUUUUGAAGAUGAAGAAAGUUCUUAAUAAACUGGAGAUCUUUUUCUCUACUCUGUAAA